AUGGAGAGCUUCCCACCCUCCGCAUUCUCGCAAGAUCCGCUCUACCCAACGCCUACAUCAUCUCGACUAGAUUCCUCAACCAUAGACAAUGAUGCGUGUAUUGACACUACCGGGGCUGGUGAUAGUGGCCACGUCCCUCGUCCCAAGCGCAUCGCAUGCGUGGUCUGCCGGCGGAGGAAACUUAGAUGCGAUGGAAGGCGACCAAGCUGUGGAACAUGUUCGCGCUUAGGUCAUGAAUGCGCAUACGAUGAAGUGCGCAAGAAGAGUGGACCGAAGCGGGGAUAUGUGAAGCAGCUGGAAGCGCGACUAGCUCAAGUUGAAACUCUCCUUAAAGGACAAGACUCAGAUAAUGGGCAACGUACUUCUCCCCAUCAACCGCCAGAGCAAAACUUCGCAGGUGCCUUCCAAGAUGACUCUGUACUGGGCUUGCCAGAUAUCAGCGCACUUGGAAAUGAUAUGGGUACACUUCCCCGACAACGAACGGGUCAGAUUUUCUUUUCAGAAGUUAACAACACUUUAAAUGACCCUCAAUGGGACCUCAUCAGCUUGGGUCUGGAAGAGCCCCUCCCGGCUCCAGAUGCAAUCGAAGAAUUGGACAACAUCUUUUUCGAGAAAAUUUAUCCCAUGAUGCCGAUCAUCCAUCGUCCUCGAUAUUACGCAAGUCUGACUCUAGGUCCUAAUGCACGACCGCCCAUAUGCUUGCGUUACAUGAUGUGGUGUCAUGCGGCCUCAGUCUCUGAUAAAUACUAUUUCCUACACAAUCAUUUCUACCAACGAGCUCGCAAGUACGCCGAGACAGAUGAAAUGAAGGGGUUUGGAGAGUCAAUCGUUACUCUGGGACAUUGCCAAACGUGGAUUCUUAUCGGCGCCUAUGAGUUCCGAAUGAUUUACUUUCCGCGUGCAUGGUUGAGCGUUGGAAAAGCGACGAGAUUGGCAUUGAUGAUGGGCCUCAAUCGUCUUGACGGAUCAGGAAUUGAUGUAAAGCAAUCCAUGCUACCGCCCAAGGAUUGGACAGAACGUGAAGAACGCCGCAGAGUUUUCUGGAUGGCUUUUUGUACAGAUCGAUACGCAAGUAUUGGCACCGGAUGGCCUCUGGUCAUUGAUGAAAGUGAUAUCAUGACGAAUCUUCCCGCCUCCGAGGAAUCAUUUUUGAAGAGCAAACCACAAAGAACACUCCGUAUUUCUGAUAUAAUUGGUGGUGAGGGUGUGUCUACAUUGGCACCAUUUGCCUGUGUGGUGGUUCUGGCAAACCUCUUUGGCAGGAACCUGACUCACAUUCACCGUCCUCAGCCAUCAGACAACGACCAUGAUCUCAAUGGCGACUUUUGGAAGAGACAUCGAAGCCAUGACAACAUUCUACUUCAUAUUGCACUCUCAUUGCCCGAGCAUCUUCGACUUCCUAGCGGGACGGAUGAUGUGAAUGUCAUCUUCGCCAACAUGAGCAUUCAUACUUCCACAAUUUGUCUGCACCAGGCUGCGAUAUUCAAGGCUGAGAAGAACAGAAUGCCCAACCAGAUCAUUACCGAGAGCAAGCGCAGAUGUCUUGUUGCGGCGAACCAAAUUUCCAGCAUCAUGAAGAUGGUUAGCCACGUGGAUCUCUCCAUUUUGAAUCCUUUUAUGUCAUUUUGUCUGUAUAUAUCAGCAAGGGUUUUCGUCCAGUAUAUGAAGUCGAGACCCGAUGACUCUACUGUUUAUUCAUCAUUGCAAUUCGUUGUUGGAGCCUUGAACGCGAUGAAGGCCAAGAAUCCUUUGACCGAAUCGUUCCUUGUCCAGCUGGAUGUUGACCUUGAAGGAACUGGCCUUCGCGCUGAAUUUUCAAAAUCGGGUUCAUCAUAUGUUCAUCAAGCGAUGCAAACAUAUUGCGCUGAUAGCAUCGAAUGUACGCCCAUCUAUAACCUUCGACAGAAUGAUGAAAUUCCCAAUACAGGAUCACAAGAUCAUGCACCUGCGAGUGGUCAGAACAGAGCUCAAGCUGGUAUAACUACAUCGCUCCCAAGUCGACACAGGGAAUCGUCAAAUUUCGACGUUGAUCGUUCCUCUGGUGGUGUCGACCCACUUCAAUACUACCAGUCUAUACGGCAGGCCAAUGGAAAUGCAGAACCAUCUGCUCAUGGAAUUGCCAUCGAUGUUGACAUGGAAUACUCGCCUGACUUCGGUAUUGGGGAGCGAAACCCACCUUCUGAUCAUCCGACACCGUCAACAUUAAAUUCAUCAUCAAACACAUCAUACUCAAUGUCAGGAAAUGACAAUCCCUCACCUGGCAGGAAGCAUCAGAAAAUAGGAACAGCCCAGUCAGGCUUAAGCUCCAGCACAUCCUUCGAGAAGAUUCAAUCUACCUUCAUCUCCCCGACAAACACAGACUCACCACAGAUGCCUGACAUGAGCACAAUGCCUGGUGUCCCCACAGGGACUACUGGUCCAGGUAGUGCGUUCUCUAUCCCUGCUGGAUGGGAUAUGUCAACGCCCAACCCUGACUUGAGCAAUUUGGACUUGAAUGUGAAUGUCGACUCCUUGAGUGAAGCCCAAUGGGCCCAGAUCUUGAACAAUCAGGGGAAUGCCACUGGAUGGGACAACUGGCGCCCAUCAUGA
This is a messenger RNA of Penicillium malachiteum, 2589 nucleotides long. RefSeq names its product putative C6 transcription factor Prf. The transcript is spliced from 7 exons. Gene Ontology annotation, biological process: DNA-templated transcription; regulation of DNA-templated transcription. The coding region runs from base 1 to 2589 and encodes 862 amino acids. Lineage: Eukaryota; Fungi; Ascomycota; Eurotiomycetes; Eurotiales; Aspergillaceae. Gene Ontology annotation, cellular component: nucleus. The record is from RefSeq and is a predicted model, not a curated record. Gene Ontology annotation, molecular function: zinc ion binding; DNA-binding transcription factor activity, RNA polymerase II-specific; DNA binding.